This is a messenger RNA of Spea bombifrons (plains spadefoot toad), 2121 nucleotides long. RefSeq names its product tubulin tyrosine ligase 3-like. Bases 1 to 2121 code for a protein of 706 amino acids. The transcript has 14 exons. The record is from RefSeq and is a predicted model, not a curated record. Gene Ontology annotation, biological process: protein polyglycylation; cilium assembly; cilium movement. NCBI's taxonomy places the organism in Eukaryota, Metazoa, Chordata, Amphibia, Anura, Pelobatidae. Gene Ontology annotation, cellular component: cilium. Gene Ontology annotation, molecular function: protein-glycine ligase activity, initiating.
AUGGUGGUGCAGAAGAUUUCUUCUGAAUCGCAGAGAGGAAGGGGGAAUCCCACUGGGAAAGGAAUACCCGUAACAGAGAUAAUAACAUCUUCUUCUGAUGGGCGUCCGUUUAAAGGAACCCUUCCCUCGAGCGUCAAUCCGGAUCAACUGAGACAGGCCAAGCUCCUGGCGGAGAACGCCGUGAAGGAGAAAAAGAUCUUCACCAUCCACGGCCCGUACCCAGUGAUCCGCGCAUGUCUUCGGGAGCGAGGAUGGGUUGAGCGCGAGCUCCCCAACCUUACAAAGCGUCCCAAGAAAGACAAGUAUAAAGGCGUUGGAAGUUGGAACGACGACGACGGUGAUCUGGAGGAUUCCCACAAGCUUGCGUCAUGGCUUGUCCGCGACGAAGACCCCAGUUUUUUGUGGACAGUCAGACGCGACUCGGUGGGCAGUCGUUACCAACAAAAGGAUCAGAUGAUGAACCACUACGCACACGCCGCCGCGAUCACAACCAAGGUCGGCUUGUGCGUGAAUUUAAGAAAUCUACCUUGGUUCGCUGCCGCUGAUCCCGACGCCUUUUUCCCCCGUUGUUACCGACUCGGGGAUGUCGACGAGAAGCAAGCAUUUAUGGACGACUUUUGGAUAACUGCUGCCCAGAGUAUCCUGAAGCUGGUUUCCGGAGGUCACCACAGGAGCGCCAUCAGUCUGACCGAAAACCGCGUCCCGGCUCAGGUUGUCGUCACUGCCCUGCAGGCCUGCGAAUCGUAUCUCGCUACAUUGGAACAUCGAGAUAUUGAUACAGAGACUCCCGCCGUCACCGAAGCAUCGCGGAACGAGUUUUUACGCAGCUACUAUCAUAUCAUCCAUGAUGGGGCUGCGAUUGAAGACUCGCAUCUGUUUGAGAUUCGGUGCAACGAUGUGCUGCAGAAGUUAAAGGCAGUGAAUCCGCAGCUGGGCAUCGAUGGCGUCCGGAACAUCUGGAUCGUGAAACCAGCAGCAAAGUCCCGUGGCAGAGGUAUUGUCUGUAUGGAUCACUUAGAAGACAUUCUGGAGCUGGAUCAAGGGGAUUCCAUGACUGCGAAAGAGGAGAAAUGGGUCAUCCAGAAAUACAUCGAGAGGCCGCUGCUCAUUCACGGCACAAAGUUCGAUGUGCGCCAGUGGUUUCUGGUGACCGACUGGAACCCUUUAACAAUCUGGUUCUACAAAAAGUGUUACAUCCGCUUCUCAUCGCAGACUUUCUCCCUGGAAAAUCUCGACAGCUCCAUACACCUCUGUAAUAACUCCAUACAAAAGAACUACAAGAACUCGAGGUGCCGCCACCCGCAGAUACCUGCGAGCAACAUGUGGUCCUCCUACGAGUUCCAGAAACAUCUGGAGAAAACGGGAGAAGGUCGUGCCUACAAGGAGGUGAUUGUGCCAGGGAUGAAAUCUGCCAUCAUCCAUGCUAUUCAAAGUUCCCAGGAUCUGGUGGAGCAUCGGAAGAACAGCUUUGAGUUAUAUGGGGCAGAUUUCAUGUUUGGAGAGGACUUCAAACCCUGGUUAAUUGAGAUUAACGCCAGUCCAACCAUGGAACCAUCCACGGCAGUGACCACCAGGCUUUGUCCUGCUGUUCAGGAGGACACUCUGAAGGUGGUGUUAGAUCGGAGACGUGAUCCAAAAGCGGAUGUGGGGUCAUUCGAGCUCAUCUAUAAACAGGCUCCUGUAGAUGUUCCCCAUUUCAAAGGAAGAAAUGUACAUGUGGUUGGAUCCGCUAUUAAGAUGCCACGUCCCCCUCCUCAGAGACCUUCCCGUGGCGGCGUUAAUGUGGGGAUUGCUCAGAGGAUAAGACAGAGUUCUCCAGCGAUGGUGCAGGCGAGAGUCCCAACAGCACCUUCUCAGGCCAGUCUGAGAAGCCGCUACGCCUGCAUCAUUCCACCGGACUCAGAGAUAGAGGCUACAUGGAUGCAAAGAACCCCCGCCUUAACUCUAAUGUCUUACCGAUCCUUGGCAAAGGAGCAACAACAGGUCCCGUUUACCAACAAAAGGGUCCACACCCCCCGAAGAUCCCGCGUGCGUCAGGUCCGAAAAGUGGCAAGCUACCACCUAUAUCCACCUCUAAAAAGAGCCACGGACGAACACCGGCGCAUGCGCGGAAUCCAGUGA